This is a messenger RNA of Oenanthe melanoleuca, 1529 nucleotides long. It is a transcript of the gene AUP1, whose product is annotated as AUP1 lipid droplet regulating VLDL assembly factor. The transcript has 12 exons. The coding region runs from base 77 to 1369 and encodes 430 amino acids. NCBI's taxonomy places the organism in Eukaryota, Metazoa, Chordata, Aves, Passeriformes, Muscicapidae. Gene Ontology annotation, cellular component: membrane. The record is from RefSeq and is a predicted model, not a curated record. Gene Ontology annotation, molecular function: ubiquitin binding.
CGCGCGGGCCGGGCGCGCGGCCGCGGGCAAGAUGGCGGCGGGUGCGGGGUGGCUUUGAGGCGCCGGCGCGGCGGGGAUGGAGCCGCCCGCGGCCCCGAGCCCCGAGCGGCUCUUCGACUCGCACCGCUUCCCGACCGAUGGGUUCCUGCUGCUGGCCCUGCUGCUCUACGCCCCCGUGGGGCUCUGCCUGCUCGUCCUGCGCGUUUUCAUCGGCGUCCACGUGUUCCUGGUCAGCUGCGCCCUGCCCGACAGCGUCGUGCGCCGGUUCAUUGUCCGUGUGAUGUGCUCCGUGCUGGGGCUGCUGGUGCGGCAGAGCGACCCUCGGCUGCGCGGGGCUGGCUCCAGGGUCUUCAUUGCCAACCACGUCACCCCCUUCGACCACAAUGUCGUCAGCCUGCUCACCUCCUGCAACACGCCUGCCCUGAGCGGUGCCCCAGGGUUCAUCUGCUGGUCCCGGGGGUUCAUGGAGCUGGGAGUGAGCAGCAGCCGUGCAGAGCUGGUGGAUUCUCUGAAGGAAUACUCUGCCCAGCAGGGGAACCCCCCACUGCUGCUGUUCCCAGAGGAGGCAGCCACCAACGGCAGGGCCGGGCUGCUCCGCUUCAGCUCCUGGCCCUUCUCCAUCCUGGAUGAGGUCCAGCCCGUUGCCCUGCAGGUCCGCAGGCCCUUGGUGGCUGUGAGUGUGGCUGACUCCUCCUGGAUCACAGAGCUGCUCUGGACCUUCUUUGUUCCCUUCACAGUUUAUCAAGUAAGGUGGAUGCCGUCUGUCCCCAGACGAGCGGACGAGCGGGUUGAGGACUUUGCGCUCCGAGUUCAGGAGCUCUUGGCCAUGGAGCUGGGUGUGGUAUCCACACGGAUCACCGCUGCCGACAGGACCGAGCACAUGAAGAGGCUGAGGCACACGGCACGGCUGCCCUUUGCCCCAGCCUUGAGCCAGCGCCCAGCAGCCCGGCCCAGGGUGCCCCCCAGCCUGCCUGGGGGUGCCCCCGAGGACAUGGGGGUCAUGGCCAUGGCACAGCAGGUCAAGGAGGUGCUGCCCCACGUGCCCUUGGAGGUCAUCAGGACAGACCUGGUCCAAACCAACUGUGUGGACACCACCAUUGCCAACUUGCUGGAGGGCAGAGUUCCCUUCUUCCCUGAGAGUAAAGAGGCUGGAGACCUGCCUGCCCCGUCUACCUCCCAGGCUGCAGCUGCUUCUGGCAUCCAGGGCUCUGUGGCUGCGCCUUCUUCCAAGCCGGCUACAAAGCAGUUUGCAAAGUCCCCCGUGGAGCGUCACAUGUCCUUGCAAGAGAGGAAACGAGCCUUGUACGACUAUGCCAGGAGGCGGUUCGCUGAGAAACACGGCGCGGCAAGGGUCGGCGGCAGCCCCUGACCGGGUCGGACCGGGCCGGUGGCAACCCCUGACCGGAGCCCCGAGCCGGACCGGGCCGGGCCGGGCCGGUGGCACCGGGAGCGCGCGGGCCCCGCGCGGGCGGGCGGGACGGGCGGGGCGGGGGCGCCCCCUGGCGGCGGAAAUAAACGGCGGCAGCGUC